AAAUAAUAAUCUUUCUCUGUACGAAACAGACUAGUUGCGAAACGCGAAAGAACAAGAUUCGACAAAAGCUAAAAAUAAAAUAAAAGAAGAAGCAAAACCCUAGAGCUCAAGGUAAUCGCCGUCGAUUUCUCAAUCUCUCACCGGCGAUUACAUGCCGAUGAAAGUUGUACAAUAGCUGCUGUAAGAGAGAGAUUUAUCAGGUAUUUUUAGAAUCAUGUAUAGAGACAGAGGAACGGUGAAUUCGAGACCUGAAGUUGUGGAUCGUAAACGGAUCAACGACGCUCUUGAACGUCCUUCUCCUUCAACCUCUCGUCAAGUUAACGGCAAAGGCAAAGGAACCGUUACGGCGGCGACGACGACGGCGAACUUGAUUGGGAAGCAGCAGUCGAAUAACAUCAACCAUAGAGAUUCUCGUUCUGCUUCUCUCUCGAAGAACAAUACGGUUUCUGAUGACACAGAUAGUGAAGAAUCAGAUGUGAGUGGUUCUGAUGGAGAGGACACUUCAUGGAUAUCUUGGUUUUGUAAUCUAAGAGGAAACGAGUUCUUUUGUGAAGUUGAUGAUGAUUACAUUCAAGAUGACUUCAACUUGUGUGGACUCAGCAGUCUAGUUCCCUACUACGAGUACGCUCUUGAUUUGAUUUUGGAUGUUGAAUCUUCUCAAGGAGAGAUGUUUACAGAGGAACAGAAUGAAUUGAUCGAGUCAGCAGCUGAGAUGUUGUAUGGACUGAUUCAUGCUCGUUACAUAUUGACUAGCAAAGGAUUGGCAGCAAUGUUAGACAAAUACAAAAACUAUGACUUUGGAAGAUGUCCAAGAGUUUAUUGCUGUGGCCAACCUUGUCUUCCGGUUGGUCAAUCAGACUUACCGCGAUCUAGCACUGUGAAGAUAUAUUGCCCGAAAUGCGAAGACAUUUAUUACCCACGAUCAAAGUAUCAAGGCAGUAUCCUUUUUUCUACAGUUUCACUUCUGCUGAUAUAGAGUUAUAUAAAUGCAGUUCUGAAAAACUUUGAUGUUUGAUUCUUAUUGCAUGAAGAAAUGAUUUUUCUUUUGAGUUUCUAGUGAUCUUUGGUGUUACCUUUUUUUGCGGUUUUCCUUAAAAGAAUGAACAGACAUUGAUGGAGCUUACUUUGGGACAACGUUUCCACAUCUGUUCCUGAUGACUUAUGGGCAUCUCAAGCCAGCGAAGGCAACACAAAACUAUGUUCAAAGAGUGUUUGGGUUCAAAUUACACAAACCGUGAAGGAAGUUUGACGACAAAACCCAAGGAUCAAGAUCAUGGCGUUGGAAUGGAACUGAGAAAAGAAGAGACGUGUGUGAACAGAAACGGAAAAUAAAACGCACUGUAAUCACACGAAUGGUGAAGAGAGCAUUCAUGUCUCUAUUUGUCUUCAGGUACAUACACAUUAGAAGAAAGCAAAAGCAUGGUUAGAAAGAAAAAAAACACGAAAAUCUUUUAAUGAGUUUGUUAAACUUGAACAUGUAUUUUUCUACCUUCUGUAAACUUUUUUAUUUUGUUUCUUUUCUCAGUGUCUGAUUUAGUCAUUUAUCAUUUAAAAAAGUAUCCAUUAAAAUUUAUCAAAGAUUUCAAUUUGUGAAG
This is a messenger RNA of Arabidopsis thaliana (thale cress), 1595 nucleotides long. It is a transcript of the gene CKB1, whose product is annotated as casein kinase II beta chain 1. Bases 215 to 976 code for a protein of 253 amino acids. Gene Ontology annotation, molecular function: protein kinase regulator activity. The record is from RefSeq and is marked reviewed. NCBI's taxonomy places the organism in Eukaryota, Viridiplantae, Streptophyta, Magnoliopsida, Brassicales, Brassicaceae. Gene Ontology annotation, cellular component: protein kinase CK2 complex; cytosol; nucleus. The transcript has 4 exons.